Etheostoma spectabile (orangethroat darter) is the source of this 1473-nucleotide messenger RNA. It is a transcript of the gene zdhhc12b, whose product is annotated as zDHHC palmitoyltransferase 12b. The record is from RefSeq and is a predicted model, not a curated record. Gene Ontology annotation, biological process: peptidyl-L-cysteine S-palmitoylation; protein targeting to membrane. Gene Ontology annotation, molecular function: protein-cysteine S-palmitoyltransferase activity. Gene Ontology annotation, cellular component: endoplasmic reticulum; Golgi apparatus. The transcript has 5 exons. Lineage: Eukaryota; Metazoa; Chordata; Actinopteri; Perciformes; Percidae. The coding region runs from base 295 to 1107 and encodes 270 amino acids.
UUUUUACUUGUAUUUAAUUCAACGUUUGGCUCGGGCACAAAUGAAAAACCACAUAGACUGAACCGUGGCAGGCUAGCGCUAGUCUUUGCCCUGGCGACGUUAGCGUUAGCUAACGCUAGCUUUCUGACAGGACGCUUUUUUUGAUGUUUUAGGAAUGACAGUUGUUUAGCUAGCUAGGCUAGGUUAGCGCGCUGGAUAGCAUUUAGCCGUUAGCUUACGUUACUGUCGUUACACACCGACUAUAUCCUGUCACUAAAGCUAGCUAGAUGGACGCUCUAACAUGCUAAUAGGACCAUGUUCAAAAAUGUUUUUGGCUCAGGGUUUCUGGUAAGAACAGCUCAUGUGAUUUUGACAUGGGUCAUAGCAUUAAUACUCUUCCUACAUGAUACAGAGCUGAGGAAGCAGGAGGAGACAGGCCAGCUUGUCCAGCCUGUGGUCUUUGUCCUGUUGGUCCUGGUGUCGGUGUUGCUGUAUUUCGCCGUUUCUCUGAUGGACCCAGGGUUCAUUUUGUCUGAUGACAGCGAUUUACAGUUCACGCUGGGGGUGACGGAGGAGCAGCAGGACAUGAUCCCACCCACCACCAAAUCCCUUCGACAGCGCCGUUGUGGCCACUGUCUGCUGCAGCAGCCAAUGAGAUCCAAGCACUGCCAGACGUGUCAGCACUGUGUCCGGCGUUACGACCAUCACUGCCCCUGGAUCGAGAACUGUGUCGGGGAGAGGAACCACCGCUGGUUUGUGCUGUACCUAGCUGUCCAGCUGCUAGUGCUGCUGUGGGGGCUGCACAUCGCCUGGACGGGCUUCAGUUACGCACCCACGUGGCAGCUGUGGUUGCGUACCAACGGCGUGCUGCUGGCCGUGGCCGUGCUGGUGGCGCUGCUCUCCCUGAUCGUGCUGCUCCUGCUCGGCUCCCACCUCUACCUGGUGUCUCUCAACACCACCACCUGGGAGUUCAUGUCCCGCCACCGCAUCUCCUACCUCAAACACUGCGGCGCUGAUGAAAAUCCCUUUGACCGCGGCACCUUCCACAACCUUUGGGGUUUCUUCUGCGUGUGGGGCACAGUGGUGUGGGAACAGGUGUACUUCAGGGAGGGCAGCGACCAAGUCUAGUGACCCAUGACAAGCAGAAACGCACGGAAAGGAAUCUCACCCAUGAUCAACCUUUUUUGGUUUUUGGGAUCAGACACAAACUAUCCUGGUGUGCGGUUUACAUUUUAUGUAAACACUAAUGUUGUCAUCCCACAUUUCCGUUCAUAUCAACAUAUUUUCUUUCAUUGGUUCAUCCCUGCACUAUUGUUACAGUCCGACUGUUUUUUCCCCCUCUCCCCGUGUAACAGUUUGAAUCGCAGGUUACCAGCACUACAGCCCUUAUUCAAACUUCCAAUUGUUUACAACCAUUCAAGUAUAGAGUACCAUUUCCCCAAGGCACUUUACUAAUCGAUUUCAAGGCUUUAAGUAAAGCUAGUCAUAAAGCCC